GCAAGUCCGGCACCAUACUUCCGGUAGCGCACAACCUCAUAUAAAUACUGUGCUAUGUAAUUUCCUUUUCUCUUUAUCUCUCCUCUCACAAAAUGACAAAGAAGAGAAGGAACAAUGGACGGGCCAAGAAGGGCCGUGGGCACGUUCAACCCAUUCGCUGCACCAACUGUGCUCGAUGUGUUCCCAAGGAUAAGGCCAUUAAGAAGUUUGUUAUAAGGAAUAUUGUUGAGGCUGCCGCCGUGAGAGAUAUUUCUGAAGCCAGUGUCUUUGAAUCCUAUGUCUUGCCGAAGCUUUACGUGAAGCUGCACUACUGUGUUAGCUGUGCUAUUCACAGCAAGGUGGUAAGAAAUCGAUCACGUGAGGCAAGAAAAGACCGCACACCACCUCCAAGAUUUAGACCUGGAGGUGCUCCUCCGCGACCUCCACAAAAGACCAUGUAGGAGAACAAUUCUACAAAUUAAAUAAAAAUAUGGAAAAAAAAAUGUAAUCUUUCCUUUUUUAGGAAUAAAUGGUUUUGGUUCUGUAAAA
Molecule: messenger RNA, 528 nt
Organism: Protopterus annectens (West African lungfish)
Lineage: Eukaryota; Metazoa; Chordata; Ceratodontiformes; Protopteridae
Gene: RPS26
Product: ribosomal protein S26
Exons: 4
Coding region: 93-440 (115 amino acids)
Biological process (GO): translation
Cellular component (GO): ribosome; cytosolic small ribosomal subunit
Molecular function (GO): mRNA binding; structural constituent of ribosome
Source: RefSeq, a predicted model, not a curated record